Messenger RNA from Plenodomus lingam JN3, 1362 nucleotides. RefSeq lists its product as uncharacterized. The record is from RefSeq and is a predicted model, not a curated record. Lineage: Eukaryota; Fungi; Ascomycota; Dothideomycetes; Pleosporales; Leptosphaeriaceae.
AUGUCUCGAACACACGGACGAUCUCUCGACUUGUGCACGCUGAUUGGUGCUGGUUAUGCACGGGGCUCGACGCGACGCGAACGCGGAAAACGCGUUGGUCGCCAUUUCCCACUCCCCCUUCAAUGGCCAGCCCCACGGUCCUUAAACAAUGCAGUCGCCUCUCCCACACCCUCAUUACGCAUUCUCUUCGCCAUUGAUCCUUUCUAUCUCAACACCGUAUCCAUUGUAAUAUCAUCACCCGCCAUGUCGCCUAUUCCUAUUGCUCCCGGCCAGCUCCCGGCCGAGCUGGUCAGUCUCCUCGCACUACAUUCAUCCUUUCUCACUGCGCUGUCACUGCAUUACGCGCAUAAUGGCACUUCGACACCUGCCGAUCUACGGGACUUGACUGCAUCGACUACAUUGGUUUGGCGGCAACGGAAAGUCACAGUCGACGACGUCCGACUCCUGAUUGGCAUCCUUGACCACGGACCCUCUGGACGACACAAUCCCUACUACCUUUCCGACUAUGGCCGCGGCAAGAUCUGUAUCGAAAUCAAGGAUGAGAGCCCACUCAUGGAUGGAAUGACGCACAUGAACGAGGAAGGUCUUCAGGAUAUGUUCAAGGAAGGCUUGGACAGUUUAUGGCAACAAUGGCGCAUCUCGCAAAAUCUAGCCACACGCCCGAUUGCUAUGCCGAAGCGCGGUCGUGGAAGACCAAGGAAGGCCGAUAUCAAGCACGCACGCAUGGAGACGUUUCUCGAUGACGACGCCAUGUCCAGCUUCCUCGCCCAGCUCCCUCUCGCCGACGUGACAGCAUGCGAAUCGUUGGCUGCACUUGCGCCCGCGCAAGAAAAGGGCCGCAAGCGACUCCGUGAAUUCAAGGAGAGCGUACAACACGGCCGUGCGCAGAAGAAGAAUAGGUCAUCUCUGGGCAAAGAAAACGAGCCCGCGAUCCUGAACCAGCCAGUCCAAGCCAAAAUCACCGAAUUCGCCGCAGUACGCAAGACAAAUCUCCUGGACCGCAUCCUUGCAAAGCAAGAAGCUGCGAAAAUUGGCCCGUCUGCACCUACGCCCGCUGAACUCGCACGCAAAGCUGCGCUUCAACGUACACCAGAAGUUCUCGGCGUUCUCUCUCUUCUCUGCGCAAAUCGCCCCGGUAUACGCGUUUCCUUUUCCAUGGCUACGUUUCUCCAGCAACUGCAGGGCUCAAUACGGACACCAAUCUCGAAAGAGGAGGCGAUGAAGUGUGUAGAAGUGUUGGCGAGUGAAGUUGCGCCGGGCUAUGUGUCUGUGGUGAACAUGGGUACUAUUUCUAGUGUGGUUAUUAAUCAGGCCAUGAGGCCGUUGGACAUCAAGAGUAGGCUUGUUGCACUUGGUGCAUGA